Molecule: messenger RNA, 441 nt
Organism: Pieris macdunnoughi
Lineage: Eukaryota; Metazoa; Arthropoda; Insecta; Lepidoptera; Pieridae
Source: the annotation of a GenBank genome assembly
AUGAAGCUGGAAUGGACGGAGGGCGAGGACUACGGUCUGGAGGAAGCCGCUUUCUACGAGGGACCGGCGAUGGCCGCGCCGCCGCCUCGCAAGCACGUCUCGUUCAGUCUGCGGCUUGACCUGUGUGAUGAAGGCGGCGGCAACGGCGAUGCCAUCAAGACCGAACCGCCCGAAGCGGAGGAGCCUCGCACGAUGCGGAAAGUGCCUUCUCUGUCGGACCUCACCGACCCUGAGACGUCAUUGGAUAAGUUAUCGGCUACGUUUCAUAUUACAAUAACGCCAUUAAAACGAAAUAGAUUCGGUGUGCCGAGGUAUUCAGGUGUUACUCUAAUUUGCGUGAACGCGUGGCAAGGUUGGUGUCAGCCUCAAUCGCCCGUAAGACGCAAUAAACGGCGACACAAUCUGCCCUAUCCGGCUAACGGAUCUCCUGCUCACCGAUAA